Molecule: messenger RNA, 896 nt
Organism: Diuraphis noxia (Russian wheat aphid)
Lineage: Eukaryota; Metazoa; Arthropoda; Insecta; Hemiptera; Aphididae
Gene: Mrm2
Product: Mitochondrial rRNA methyltransferase 2
Biological process (GO): RNA methylation
Cellular component (GO): mitochondrion
Molecular function (GO): rRNA (uridine-2'-O-ribose)-methyltransferase activity
Source: RefSeq, a predicted model, not a curated record
UCAUAAAAAUAUUAAUAAAUAAUAAUUAUUAAAUAUUAGAAAAUAUUGAUGGUGCCGGUACCUGCUGUUGAAUUUAAUGUUAUACCUAAUAAGUUAUUUUAAGUACCAACCUUAUUAACUGUUGAAUUUAUACUAUGGAAAAAAUAACUUUUUGUAAUAGCUGGUCAUUUCUGAAAACAUUUACAAGAAACCACAGUUCAAAAGAAUGGCUAUUACGACAAAAAACUGAUCCUUAUGUWGAAAAAGCCAAAAUAAAAAGCUAUAGGUGUAGAAGUGCAUUYAAACUAUUGCAAAUAGAUGAUAGAUUUUCUAUUUUGAAACCAGGCCAAUGUGUAAUAGAUGUUGGUGCAGCUCCAGGUAGCUGGUCACAAGUAGCUGCAUCUAGAAUUAAUUCAAAUGCUUCUAAUAGUGAAAUUCCAACUGGCUUACUGAUUGGUAUUGAUCUUCAACAAAUGUAUCCAAUAAAAGGAGUAACAUUAUUAGGAAAUUCUGAUUUCACAUCUCCUAAAACUUGGCAAAAAAUAAAAGAAUUAUUAAAUGGCCGACCUAUAGAUGUUGUUUUAAGUGAUAUGGCGCCUAAUGCUUCAGGAGUGAAACAUUUAGACCAUGAUUUAAUCAUAAAACUAGCAUAUUCAGUAGUUAAAUUUGCUGUUUUAAAUUCUAAUAUUGGUGCAACAUGUUUAAUUAAAAUUCUGGAUGGUAAUCAAAAUGCAGAAAUUGAAAAUACUUUGAUAAAGUUUUAUUCAAAUGUAAGAUUUGUUAAACCUGAAGCUAGUCGAUCAGAUUCAGCUGAAAAAUAUCUUCUUGCACGUGGAUUUAAAGGACUUAAACAAAAUUAAUUUCUAUAUUGUUAUAAAUAUGUAAAUAAUAUAUUAUAAUAAAAAUGUUAAUGUAUU